AUGCGGCUACUUCAUUACUUCGCGCUGCCGGAGGAGGCCGAUGGCAAAGUGUAUCAUCGCGCUGGGGCACAUGCCGAUUGGGAUUUCCUGACCCUACUCUUUCAGAAAGAGGGGCAGAGUGGGCUCGAGAUCUGCCCUGGUCGCGAGGUGGUCACCGAGUUUGGGAUUGGUGACGAGUGGACCAAGGUGGAAGCGAAGACAGGGGAGAUCGUUUACGAUCGCUUCAAGUCCACUUUCCAUCGCGUGAAGGCGCCGUGUGAGAAUGGGGAUUAUUUUGGGGGUCGGUAUAGUAUCGCCUACUUCAACCAGCCCUGCAAGGAUUCCUUGAUCCAGGGCCCGUUGAAGAAAUACCCAAUGGUUACUGGGGCUCAAUUCACCGAGAGUGCGAUGAAAAGGAACUUUGCUGCGUUGCAGGAGAAGUUGAAGACGGUUGCUGCGGCAUGA
Penicillium maclennaniae is the source of this 444-nucleotide messenger RNA. Its product is annotated as Oxoglutarate/iron-dependent dioxygenase. The transcript has 2 exons. Bases 1 to 444 code for a protein of 147 amino acids. Lineage: Eukaryota; Fungi; Ascomycota; Eurotiomycetes; Eurotiales; Aspergillaceae. The record is from RefSeq and is a predicted model, not a curated record.